This is a messenger RNA of Schistosoma turkestanicum, 611 nucleotides long. NCBI's taxonomy places the organism in Eukaryota, Metazoa, Platyhelminthes, Trematoda, Strigeidida, Schistosomatidae. The record is from the annotation of a GenBank genome assembly.
AAUUGGUAAUUCUUUUCAUCAAUUGCGUUUUCUUCGUAAAAGUGUUCCACUACAAACUCUUGAAUCACUAGUGGUGCUCCAACCUCAAUACAUGAGAUUUGUUGUUAAGGACAAUCGCAUUUUAAGCUAGCCUUUUCUUCUUUAUGUAAAAAUGCUUGAGUGUGAGUUUUUUUAGACCGACUUAAGACAUUUGAUAUUAAAUGAGCGCAGUGAUCAAACCAAGGACAUGGAAGGCGGCAACCAUCGGGAGGACGAUGAGACAGAACAACCUGUACUUGUGGAAGAGCCACUGGACCUCAUCAGGCUAAGCUUAGAUGAGAAAAUCUAUGUAAAAAUGAAACGCAACCGCGAAUUACGAGGUGUCUUGCACGCUUUUGAUUCACACUUGAACAUGAUCCUGGGGAAUGUUGAGGAAACUGUAACAACAUUGGAGAUCGAUGAAGAAACAUAUGAAGAAGUUUACAAGACAACAAAACGCACAAUACCAAUGCUGUUUAUUCGCGGAGAUGGUGUUAUUCUUGUUUCGCCUCCUCAAAAGGAGUGACCUUUGUACAGUCAAUUUUAUGUAUCGUGAUUCACAUUUACAUAUUUGCAAAUAGAUCGUAUACUCU